Messenger RNA from Musca vetustissima, 2162 nucleotides. RefSeq names its product irregular chiasm C-roughest protein (gene rst). Gene Ontology annotation, biological process: cell-cell adhesion. Lineage: Eukaryota; Metazoa; Arthropoda; Insecta; Diptera; Muscidae. The record is from RefSeq and is a predicted model, not a curated record. Gene Ontology annotation, cellular component: cell-cell junction. Gene Ontology annotation, molecular function: cell adhesion molecule binding. The coding region runs from base 42 to 2162 and encodes 706 amino acids. The transcript has 4 exons.
CUUCAAAUCUCUUCACUCACUUUCAAAAUCAACGUUUUGCCAUGGAACCGCAAGAUCAAACAGCUGUUGUGGGUGCCCGCGUAACACUGCCCUGCCGGGUGAUAAACAAACAAGGUACCCUACAAUGGACCAAAGAUGAUUUUGGUCUGGGUACCUCACGAGAUUUGGCCGGCUUUGAACGUUACAGCAUGAUCGGCAGCGAUGAAGAGGGUGAUUAUUCUCUUGAAAUCUAUCCAGUUAUGUUGGACGAUGAUGCCCGCUACCAAUGUCAAGUUAGUCCCGGUCCCGAAGGCCAGCCUGCGGUACGUUCUACCUUUGCCAAAAUAACUGUACUCGUACCACCCGAUGCUCCAAAAAUUGUUCAGGGUGAAGUGAUCUACACAACCGAAGAUCGUAAGGUCGACAUUGAAUGCAUUUCGGUGGGUGGUAAGCCAGCUGCGGAAAUUACCUGGAUAGAUGGUUUUGGCAAUGUCAUCACAGAUAACAUCGAUUAUACCAUUAUACCCAUGCCAGAUCUCAGGAGAUACACGGCCAAGUCUGUUUUACGUUUAACUCCGAAAAAGGAGCACCACAACACCACUUUUACAUGUCAGGCUCAAAAUACCGCAGAUCGUACCUAUCGUUCGGCUAAGAUACGUAUGGAUGUUAAAUAUGCUCCUAAGGUUACUGUAAAUGUCAUUGGUGGUGCUGUGGGUAAUGGUCGCAUAUUGGAACAUUCUCAAGUGCGUCUGGAAUGUAAAUCAGAAGCCAAUCCCAGUGAUGUGCGUUACAAAUGGUAUAUCAAUGAUGAGCCAAUUAGUGGUGGACAAAAACCCGAAAUGAUUAUUCGGAAUGUUACCCGGAAAUUCCAUGAUGCCAUUGUCAAGUGUGAGGUACAAAACUCGAUUGGCAAAAGUGAGGAUAGCGAGACCUUGGAUAUUAGCUAUGGUCCCACCUUCAAAGAGAAACCCAGAUCCAUUGAGGCCGACAUUGGCAGCAUUGUAACACUGAACUGUGAAGUUGAUGGUAAUCCCACACCCGAUAUUGUUUGGAUUCAACAUCCCAUUGAUAGGGUUGUUGGUUCCAGUUCAAAUUUAACCUUUAGCGUUUCGAAUGAAACUGCCGGCCGUUAUUACUGCAAGGCAAAUGUCCCCGGUUAUCCUGAAAUUUCUGCUGAUGCCUAUGUCUAUUUGAAAGGUUCUCCGGCAAUCUCUUCGGCCCGUACCCAAUAUGGUUUGAUGGGUGACACGGCACGCAUUGAAUGCUUUGCUACAUCUGUACCAAGGGCCCGCCAUGUCUCGUGGACAUUUAAUGGUCAUGAAAUUAGUUCAGAAAUGGGUCAUGAUUAUUCCAUACUGGUGGACGCUGUUCCCGGUGGUGUUAAAUCUACGCUGAUCAUUCGUGAUAGUCAGUCUUACCAUUAUGGAAAAUAUAAUUGUACCGUGGUCAAUGAUUAUGGCAAUGAUGUGGCGGAAAUUAAUCUACAGGCUCAAAAAAGUGUCCCUCUCCUGAUGACAAUUGUUGGUGGCAUUUCGGCUGUUGCCCUACUGAUGAUCAUUACUAUUCUGGUCAUUGUCUAUUUCAAGUGUAAAAAACGUUCAAAGCUGCCACCCGCCGAUGUCAUUAGCGAACAUCAAAUUACCAAAAAUGGCGGUGUUGGCUCCUGUAAAAUGGAAGCUGGUGAUCGUACCUCCAAUUAUAGUGAUCUCAAAGUUGACAUUUCCGGUGGCUAUGUACCCUAUGGUGAUUACACGACCCAUUAUAGUCCACCACCUCAAUAUCUGACAACGUGUUCGACCAAAUCGAAUGGUAGCUCUACAAUUAUCCAAAACAAUCAUCAAAAUCACUUACAGCAGCAAAUGCAACAACAACAGCACCAACAAACACUGCCCAUGACAUUUUUAACAAAUGUUAAUGGUAGCAGUAGUUUAGCUGGCAGUAUAAUUACUGCACGUGAUAUACGACAAGAUAAUGGACUUCCUAGCCUGCAGUCGACCACAGCGUCGGUGGUUAGUUCAUCGCCCAAUGGCAGCUGUAGCAAUCAGAGUACAGCAACACAUGUUGUUACCUCGUCGUCGGCAGCCCCAGCAUCGGCUGUUGAUCCACGUUUUAGUGCCAUCUAUGGUAAUCCAUAUUUAAGAUCAUCGAAUUCAUCGCUAUUGCCACCACCCACAGCUGUAUAA